Asparagus officinalis (garden asparagus) is the source of this 2334-nucleotide messenger RNA. Its product is annotated as protein ETHYLENE INSENSITIVE 3-like. The record is from RefSeq and is a predicted model, not a curated record. Gene Ontology annotation, molecular function: DNA-binding transcription factor activity; DNA binding. Gene Ontology annotation, cellular component: nucleus. The transcript has 2 exons. Lineage: Eukaryota; Viridiplantae; Streptophyta; Magnoliopsida; Asparagales; Asparagaceae. The coding region runs from base 285 to 1991 and encodes 568 amino acids.
UUUUCUACUCGUCGUCGUCCCCAGGGCUCUUAAAUCUCCUCCUCCGUCUAAACACUGGAACCCGAUUUCUAGCUUUGUUUUUAUUCCCCCUCCUCCCAAGAUGGCACGGUUUCACGUCGACGGCAAGGCAAUCCAAGGCAUGGACUUGUUCAAGAGGCGGCACUGGCCGUGGCGACUGGACACGUGUCCUCGCGCUCUUCACAGUCCUUCGUGGAUCUUAGCUACUUCGUCCAGUUCAGCAAGGAAGUAGAUACAAAUUAUUCUUUUUACUCUUUGUUUGAAAAAUGGAAGGGCAAAAUCAAGAAAUACCUGAUAUUCCCUAUGCCAUGCUUCUUCCUCUUCCUCCUCCGAAUAUGGAUUACAACGAUGACGACGAAGAUGGAGAACUGAGCGAGGAUGAAGAAACUCUCGUGUGCCGAAUAUGGAAAGACACUCUGAAACUGAAGCGUCUCAGAAGAAAUAAGCUUUUGAUGUCUGAAACAGGACUCAUUGCCGAGCCUAAACCUGCACAAAGCAAAGAACUCGCUCGAAAAAAGAAAUUCUCAAGAGCUCAAGAUACAGUACUCCGGUACAUGCUAAAAAUGAUGGAGUCCUGCAACGCCGAGGGCUUCGUGUAUGGAAUAAUCCCUGAAAAUGGCAAGCCAGUCACCGGUGCCUCUGAAAAUUUACGAGGUUGGUGGAAGGAAAAGGUGCGAUUUGACCGAAAUGGACCUGCAGCUGUUGCAAAGUAUUCGGCUGAGCAUGCUGCUGCUUCUGCUUUAGAUGAACAAAAAGCUGAUAUAAACAUUCGUGUAAAAUUGCAUGAAAUUCAAGAUACAACUCUUGGAUCACUGCUCUCGGCUCUGAUGCAACACUGUGAGCCACCACAAAGGAGGUUUCCUCUUGAGAAAGGGUCGCCACCGCCAUGGUGGCCUGACUUGACCGAUGAUUGGUGGAUCGAGCUGGGAUUCCCCACUGAUAAGGGAAAACCGCCUUAUAAGAAACCCCACGAUCUUAAAAAAGUUUGGAAGGUUGCAGUGCUUACUGCUGUCAUAAAACACAUUUCUCCGAACACUGAUAAGAUUCGUCAGCUUAUUAAGCAAUCAAAGUGUCUUCAAGAUAAACUGACGGCAAAAGAGAGCUUGUUAUGGUCAGCUGUGCUGGAUCAAGAAGAUCGAUGUUAUAGACAGAAGCAUCCUGAGUUUCAGGUACCAAAAUUGCCAGUUAAUAAAGGAAACAACUGUUUAGCUUCUUCCUUCAGCAGUUCCUGCAGUGAUUAUGAUGUUGAGUAUUACAAUCUCAGAGAGGAUAGCAAAGAUGAUGAAGAUUCUGGAAAGAAGCAAAAGAAUAAGGGGAUCAAGAUUGAGGGAGAGGGAAGUAUGAAUCAUGCUCAUAAGAGAGCAGCAGCAAUAAUGCCACAGGAUCAAUAUCAGCAACCGUUUCCUCUAUUUAUCUGUGAAAAUAUCGGCUGCCCUCGUCAUGAAUUCUGUAAUGGAUUUGCUGAUCGGGGUACAAGAAACAUUCAUCAGUACAGUUGCCAGUAUCGUGCUAGCUCAUCAGUUAAUCCGGGGAUUCAUGCCACUGCAGGAUUUGCUCCUUAUGCUUAUCAAUACAACCAGCUGAACCAGAGCCAAAUCAAUGAUAACCAGCAGAUUGGCAAUCUGAUGAACCAAUAUGACACUAAUGUCAAUGAUCGGACUAUGGUAAUGCCUACUAAUUUGAGUUCAAAUUUUAUACAGGAAAAAAUGGCGCAUGUUCAAGAACCAAGCUUUCACCAGAAUGCGAUGAUGAAUAACCAGAAUGGGUAUUAUAUUCCAGAGUAUAAUAUGGAGAGCAAUGUUUAUGAGCAGGCCCAGGAGCAGGAGCAGAGCUUGAUGUUUGAGAACCAGAACAAUAAUUUCAAUGAAGAAUUUGGAGGAAUGCGAACUGUUGGUUUCUAUGGAAUGAAGUAUACUGAUGCGAUGACGAAGCUUGAUGGCUUGGAUGAAUGGUUUGGUUCCGGUUCUGGAUGAAGGCAUUUCUUGAGGUGGGUUCAGUUUAUUUUCUCUCUGAGAGUUUUAGUUCUCUCUUUUGUCAUGAAUAAAGAGAAAAACAGUUUUUUCCUAGUUGUUUCGUAUCUUGGAAUAUUUUCCCAGGUUUUUUUAAUGAAAGUUAUCCUGGCCCUGGGAGGAAUUCCAUCAGUCUUUGUUUGUGUCUGUUUCGUCGUGGGAGCAUUCAGUUUGCUGAUGGAUGGAUUGGUAGUAUCCAACUGAUACUCUUGUGUGUGCGCUCGCGCGCGUGUUUCCCCCCCUAAUGUUUAAGUCUUAAAACUUUGUUUGGGUCACUUUAAAAGUCUAUGAUUGGAUUUUUAUUUGA